Messenger RNA from Aspergillus calidoustus, 1263 nucleotides. The record is from the annotation of a GenBank genome assembly. NCBI's taxonomy places the organism in Eukaryota, Fungi, Ascomycota, Eurotiomycetes, Eurotiales, Aspergillaceae.
AUGAAAGUAAUCAUCGUCGGAGCAGGCCUAGGCGGCUGCGCCGCAGCUAUGGCCAUGCACUACCAAGGCUUCGAAGUCGAGAUCUUCGAAAAAGUGCACGAAUUCCUGCGGCUAGGUGACUCGCUCGGUCUCGGCGAGAACGCGCUCAGAUUGUUGAAGCGAUGGGGUCUGCACGAUCAGCUCAUCGCCCUCGGCAACAAGUCCGAGUUCAUGCAAAUCCGGCACUGGAAGACUGGACAGAUCAUGGCUCAGCAGCCGGCUAUGGAUAUGGCGGGGUAUAUUGGACAUCGCGGCGAUUAUCACAGGGCGUUCCUGGACCGAGUGGAGGAAUUGGGAGUCAAGAUUCAUAUGGGUUGCACGGUUGUUUCCUACGAUGAAAACGAGCCUUCUCUAACACUCGCAAAUGGCCAAGUGCACAAGGCAGACGUCAUCAUUGCAGCUGAUGGCAUCAAAUCCCUCGCCCGCGAACUCGUCCUUGGCUUUGAAGACAAACCCAAAUCCUCCGGCUACGCCUGCUACCGCGCGUACUUCAAAGGCGCCCACCUGAAAGAAGACCCCCUCUGCCGCGAAUUCGUCGACAAAGAAUGCAUUAACAUCUGGAUAGGCCCGGAUGUACACCUCGUGCAGAACACCCUCCGCGACGGUGAAGAAUUCAACUGGAUCCUCACACACAAGGAUACAGAGGAUAUCACAGAAUCCUGGUUCCAGCCGGGGAACAUGGAUGACGUGCGCGAUACCAUUCGAGAUCUCGAUCCGCGGAUUGCGGCGGCCGUCCGGAAGACGGAGGAGUGUCUGGAUUGGAAGAUCUGUUAUCGCGAUCCGAUUCCGUCGUGGGUUAGUAGGAGCCAUAAGAUUGUUCUCCUCGGGGACUCGUGUCAUCCGCAUCUACCGACGAGUGCCCAGGGGGCGUCGCAGGCGACGGAGAGCGCGGCGGUGCUCGCGUUGUGUUUGAAGUUUGCGGGUCAGGGGAAUGUUCCUCUUGCGACUCGAGUGUACGAGAAACUGCGCUUCGAUCGGGUCCGAAAAUGCCAACGGAAUGGCGAAGAUGUACGAGACAGGUGGCACGGAGCGCUAAAGAAACUAGACGCUGGCGAUACCAUCAAUCCGGAGGACGUUAUGAUGAGGAACCGCUGGCUCUACCCCUUCGAUGCCGAGGCCGACACGAUCCAGAGAUGGAAGGAGACAGCGGCCCUUGUGGAGGAGGAGCUGGAGAAAGGACAAAUCACCCCUUUGUUUACCGUGUCUAGUGCCAUUGCGGUUUGA